This is a messenger RNA of Malassezia pachydermatis, 1446 nucleotides long. Its product is annotated as atp-dependent rna helicase. Gene Ontology annotation, molecular function: nucleic acid binding; RNA helicase activity; ATP binding. NCBI's taxonomy places the organism in Eukaryota, Fungi, Basidiomycota, Malasseziomycetes, Malasseziales, Malasseziaceae. The record is from RefSeq and is a predicted model, not a curated record. Bases 1 to 1446 code for a protein of 481 amino acids. The transcript has 2 exons.
AUGAGCGGCACGGAGACGGCAGCAGCGGCGCCCACGUCGUUUGCGGCGCUGGGCAUCUCCAUGCAGCUUGUGCGUGCACUCAAAAUGCUUGCGAUCACGGUCCCCACCCCGAUUCAGGCCGCAUGUAUCCCCGCGAUUCUGCAGGGCCGUGAUGUGAUCGGUGGUGCGCAGACAGGGUCAGGGAAGACCUUAGCCUUUGCCUUGCCGAUUCUACAGAAUCUACUCAAAGAUAUGACAGGUGGCUAUGCUGUGGUCCUUACGCCGACACGUGAACUCGCCGUGCAGCUCCAGGAACAGUUUCUAGCUGUAGGACAAGGCAGUCGUAUGGGCCUGCGAUGUGCUUUGGUCAUUGGCGGUGUGGAUAUGAUCAAGCAGGCCAAUGAACUGGCUGCACAGCGACCACAUGUGAUUGUCGCCACGCCUGGUCGCUUGGUCGACCUUCUGUCGUCGGGCGCUGCGCAGGACUGGGGCUUGGAACGAUGCUCGUUCGUCGUGCUAGACGAGGCAGAUCGCUUGCUGUCACCAACAUUUGCCUCAGCCCUAUCGUACCUAUUUUCCGUCCUUCCAUCGCCACGUUUGCGGCAGACGCUCCUUUUCACAGCUACACUCACGCCGGAAAUUGAACGCUUGACAGAAAAGCCGCCAGAGGAUGGCAAGCAGCCGCCGUUGUUGCGCAAGAUUGAGAUGGAUACAUCAACACCUGCGACGCUUCAGCAGCACUACGUGCUGGUACCCUCGCAUAUGCGCGAACCCUAUUUGGUUCACUUACUGCACGAUCCACCAUGCCGGUCCCAAAAGACAGCCGCCGCGACGACGAAGCUGGCCGACAUCUAUCGGACCACGACCAAAGCACGCAAAGAGGAGAACAGUGAGGCAGAAACACCUUCCUUUCCCCUCACCAUUGUGUUUGUAUCGCGAGGCAAAACUGCAGAGUUGGUGUCUCGUGUGCUAACGGAGCUGGGUAUCGCCAAUGUAUCUCUGCACUCGAUGCUACCACAGUCCAAGCGACUUGAACAUUUGCAAAUGUUUCGUGCACGUCGUGUCCCUAUUCUUGUGUCUACCGACGUGGGCAGUCGUGGUCUGGAUAUCCCUGACGUAGAAUUGGUCGUGAAUUGGGACGUGCCAGCAGCCUGGGAAGACUAUGUGCACCGAGUGGGUCGUACUGCUCGUAAAGGCCAACAAGGCUGGGCUGUGAGCUUUGUUACGGAGCAUGAUGUGUCCCUCAUCCAGUCCAUCGAAGAGAAAAUUCACAAGACCCUCGAUGUAUGGGAGAUGCCUGAAUCGCAAGUGCUCGAACGGCUCUCUGCUGUAUCUGCUGCGAAGCGAGUAGCUUCUAUGGCUCUGCAUGAUGAAAAGUUCGGCGAGCAGCAGGAACGAAACAAACGCAAAGCACGACGUGCGCAGCGUGCUAACGACAAGGCCAAACGUGCCAAGCAGGAAGAAUAG